Messenger RNA from Cetraspora pellucida, 2835 nucleotides. NCBI's taxonomy places the organism in Eukaryota, Fungi, Glomeromycota, Glomeromycetes, Diversisporales, Gigasporaceae. The record is from the annotation of a GenBank genome assembly.
CCUUGGAAGACGUUUGGCGUUAUAAAUAGCACGUCUUCAAAUGCGAUUUACUCUAAGGAUGGUAAAUUCGCUAUCGCCCCAGCAUUAGAAGAAGUUGCUUUGUGGGAUUUAAAAAAAGGAAUUUUGAAACGAAAAUGGUUCGACAUUAAUAAUAAAGCAGAAGUAACUGCUAUAACAAAAAAUCCAAAAAAUGACGAUUAUGCUGUUGGGCAGGUAUUUUGUAAUAUUUUUCAAAAUAUUGUCUGUAUAAAAGGCAAAAAAAUAUUAAUUACUAUCGCAUUUUUUAGUUAUGCUGAUGGAUCAAUUCGAAUAUGGAACAUUGAAAAAACAACCUUUUCCCUUGUUUUCAAUGGUCAUCGAGGUGCUGUGACAGCUUUGACAUUCGAUAAAUAUGGUGUAAGAUUAGCUUCAGGAUCAAAAGACACUGAUAUAAUUAUAUGGGAUGUAGUCGGUGAAAUGGGACUCUAUCGAAUGCGAGGUCAUAAAGAUCAAAUUACUGCAAUUCGAUUUCUCUGUAAACCAUUGUCGGGUGGUGUUAUCUCUGAAAACACGACUUCUCAAGAAUACCUUCUUUCAUCUUCAAAAGAUACUCUUCUCAAAUUGUGGGAUCUAAGUACUCAACAUUGCAUGGAGACAGUAGUUGCUCAUCGUAGUGAAAUAUGGGAUUUUGAUGUUUCAAAGGAUGAAACUUUAAUUGUGACUGGAAGUGCAGAUCCAGAAAUAAAAUUAUGGACAAUUGAUCAUGAUGUAUUAGCUCAAGGACUUGAAUCUGAAAGUACUUUGAAAGACGAAAGUACUGAGAUAAAAAAAGCAAUCAAUCUCUAUGGAAAUAUAAAAAAAGAAUGCAAAGAACGUGUUAUAACUCUCAAAUUUCACCCAACUGCCAAUAUAUUGGGUGUUCAAGGUCCUGAGAAAUAUUUAGAAAUUUUUCGGAUUUAUUCAUAUGAAGAGAUAAAAAAGAAAUUGGUUCGUCGUAAGAAACGUCAGAAAGAAAAGAAGCAAAAAGUUGAUGAUUCUAAUAUGGAUAUUGAUAAUGACUUGAUGGAAGUUAGUGCUAGUGACAUGAUAACACCUUAUCGAAUGGUUCGAGCUGGCGCAAAGAUACGGUCUUUUGAUUUUUCGACAAAAAAUGAUAGUGCUAAAUCUGGCUCGAUAGAAAUUCUUGUGUCUUUGACAAAUAACACGCUUGAACUUUAUACAAUGGGUCUUCCCAUGAAGAAAAAAGAAAAAUUUCAAGAAACAGCUGAACCAUCAAGGCUGUAUUCUGUUGACCUUCCUGGUCAUCGUAGUGAUAUCAGAACUUUAGCGCUAAGCUCGGACGAUGAGUUAUUAUGUUCCGCAUCAAAGAGCAAUCUUAAGAUUUGGAAUAUUAAAACAACUUCAUGUAUUCGAACAAUUGAUUGUGGAUACGCGUUAUGCAGUUCAUUCUUACCAGGAGAUCGAAAUGUCAUAAUUGGUACAAAAUCCGGAGAUUUGGAACUUUUUGAGCUCGCUUCUUCAUCUCAAACAGAAUCAAUUAAAGCGCAUGAUGGUCCAAUAUGGUCUUUACAAGUUCGGCCAGAUAAACGUGGAUUAGUGACAGGUAGUGCAGACUCCAAUAUAAAAUUUUGGGACUUUGAAAUGUCACAAGAUGACGAUACAAAUGAAAAUCAGACGGGACCUCGUCGUUUAACUUUAAUUCAUACGCGUACACUAAAAAUGAACGAUGACAUUUUGUGUGUACGAUAUAGUCCUAAUCAGAAAUUGGUUGCCGUAGCAUUAUUAGACGCGACUGUUAAAUUACCCGUGUUAACAAUGGAUAUAUCUUCAGAUAAUAAAUUAUUAGUCACCGGUUCUGCUGAUAAAAAUAUUAAAAUAUGGGGUCUUGAUUUUGGAGAUUGUCACAAGUCAAUAUUCGCUCAUCAAGAUAGUAUUACGUGUGUUCAAUUUGUUCAGGGUACACAUUAUAUUUUCUCAGCAGGCAAAGACAAAUUGGUGAAAUAUUGGGAUGCUGACAAGUUUGAAAAUAUUACAAAACUUGAAGGACAUCACGGUGAAGUAUGGGCAUUGACAAUAAGUAGACGAGGUGAUUUGCUUGUUUCUGGCUCCCAUGAUAGAUCUAUUAGAGCAUGGGAACAAACUGAUGAGGAGCUUUUCUUAGAAGAAGAGCGAGAGAAAGAGUUGGAAGAACUAUAUGAUUCGACCUUGACAACCUCAAUGGAAAAGGCGACGCUCGAAGACAAUGCCGAAUCAACUUCUGCUGGAAAACAAACCAUGGAAACACUCAAGGCUGGAGAACGUAUCAUGGAAUCGUUAGAUAUUGCUGACGAAAAUACUGCAGCUUGGGAAACCUAUAAUCAGCUUAAAGAGCGAGGACAAGAUCCUGGGCCACCACCUAAGCCCAAUCCUAUUCUGGCUGCACUUGGCAAUUUAACUGGGGAUCAAUAUGUUCUCAGAACUAUUGAAAAAAUAAGAUCUUCAGAAUUAGAGGAGGCAUUAUUGGUUUUACCAUUUAAUAAAGUGAUUUCUUUAUUCCAAUAUUUGGAUUUGUGGGCUAAAAAGGAAUGGAAUGUGGUAUUGACGUGUCGAAUAACAUUUCAUCUUCUUAAAGUUCAUCAUGAUCAAAUAGUAGCAAAUCGACUUAUUAAACCAAGGUUAAAUUCUUUAAAGACACAUAUACGAGCCGCGUUAAAGCGACAUAAGGAUUUAUUGGGAUAUAACUUGGCUGCACUUAAAUAUAUUAAACGAGAUUGGGAAAGCAAUAACACAGCGGAGUUCUUUGAUGAUAUACCUAAGAAUGAAGAAAUGAAUUCUGGGUCAUUAACAAAACGAAAAUUUAUAAACUUGACGGUAUAA